Molecule: messenger RNA, 2384 nt
Organism: Scylla paramamosain (green mud crab)
Lineage: Eukaryota; Metazoa; Arthropoda; Malacostraca; Decapoda; Portunidae
Product: glutamate receptor ionotropic, kainate glr-3-like
Exons: 8
Coding region: 1-1059 (352 amino acids)
Cellular component (GO): membrane
Molecular function (GO): ligand-gated monoatomic ion channel activity
Source: RefSeq, a predicted model, not a curated record
AUGACGAUCAUAUCUGGAUCACAUCCCCACUAUGAAUUCAAGGGUCCUACGGUGACAAUUAUUGGCUUAAUUGCUGAUCAUCUCGGCCUCUGUCUCGAGUUCCAUCGAACACCUGAUGGUCAGUAUGGUGAAGUCUUACCCAAUGGAUCGUGGACCGGAUCUAUUGGGAUGCUUCAGAGAGGGGAAGCAGACAUUGGCGGAACAUUGUUUUCGGUAAUGUGGAGAAGAUGGAUUGCUGUUGAUUUCACAGUUCCACUCCACAUCGAUCAAACUAACGUGUUUUAUACCCUUCCUAAGAUCACAUCAGACAUGCUUGGAUUUCUUAAACCUUACACACUUAAGUCGUGGGUGAUGGUGUUCCUGGGAUGUGUCCUUGUAUUCCUUACGACGUCCUUCAUUCUCCAAGUCGCAGCAAACAUGAAUAGUGCAUCAAAGACUCUUCAGGCAAGAUGGCAAAACAACGCCCAGCUAUCGUGGUUUUGGACGUCGUCUACACUACUAGCCCAAAGUGUGCUGUGGGAGCCAAGGAAGGAUUCUGCUCGAAUGAUGGCCGCCACGUGGCUCCUCAUGUCUUUCAUCUUGGGUGCUGUGUACCGAUCCAACUUGAAGGCCAUGCUCAUUAUUCCUAAAGUGAACCUCCCCUUCGAUAACCUCGACGAACUCUAUACAUCUGGCAUCACCCUCGGCGUUGUUGAGGCAACAAGUAUGCAUCUUGACAUAAUUAUGGCUGAUAGUAAUACAAGUCUCGGAAAGCUGAAGGAAGAUUUAUUGGUAUAUCCCGCUAAUCAGCAAGGAAAAGCCAUAUUCAAUACAAUAAAUGGGUUGCACGCUGGGUUUGCACUCGAGAUAGCGUUGGCUGCCAUAAUGCAUUAUGAUUUUUCAAAGACGGGCGUGUGCAGACUGUACAAGAUGUCCAGAGGGAUACAGGGACCCAGAAGCUUAGGAUUUAUUUUGCCCAAAGGCUCUCCUCUUAAAAAAUUCAUUGAUCCCAUGUACGUAGAUCUUCAUUGUGAAUUAUUGGCCACUCCGUUCAAUUUCAUCCCUGUUGGUGACACCUAAAUUGUGGCUUAAUAGAUUGAUGAACUGGUGAUGCUCCCUGUCACUAACACUAAAUUUGUUGUGCAUUUUUUUUUUCUCCUCUCCCUUAUCUCUUCUUUUCUCGCUUUUCCUGGCUAAAUGUUGUCUUAGGUCUUCAGGGUGUGGAAGCUACUCAAGUUGUUUACUGUUGUGAUGGCUUACGAACCUCUCACUUUCAGUAUCUUAUCAAUCUUUUAGAGAGGAAAUUCAUUAAUGAAUGAAUGAUAUUCAUUUCCAAUUGCGUAUGAAAGUGGAAACAUUAAUAGUGUCCCUAAACGUUGUUUGUAUUUUAUAUGAGCUUAUGAUCAAAAUAUUAUCAUUCGAGCACUAUGGCAGUAGUUCCCAAACUCGGGAUAAGUUACUUCCCGGAAGUAACACAUUUUUUUUUUUCGUGAGUAAUGUAGGAAAAAAAAAUUAAACGAAUUCUGGAAUUGAAAAAAAAAAACGUAUUUUAAUGCAUUAGGAUGUUAGCUACGUCUUAGUAUAUAAAGUUAUAAAGUAAACUUAUUAUAAUCAAGCAAUAAAGUUUAGCCGAAUAUCAAUAAACAUUAAAAACUAUGUACUGCAAAAUAUUACAAAAGAAGAAACAUGUAUUUGAGUGUGUGGCAAGCCAAGAGUAUUGUCAUAGGUAGACUAAGAGACAGUAACUCACCAAUCCUAACAACGGCGAGACCUGAACGUGUCACUUAGUGCCUGUGCCUGCCUCUAUUUUGCACUGUCAUUUUUUCUGUGAGCAUCAGCCGAGGUAGACGUAAGCAGGUGUAUGUGUACUGCCCUACACAGUACAGUUAGUACAUAUUUACAUUAUGUGCUGGAUAAGCUCUUUAAUUAACCAUAUAUUUUGAUAUUGACAACAUUUUGUGAAAGCGGUAACACAGUUAAUGUGGCAUGUUGAACUGAGUAACAAGCUGAAACUUAUUAGAAAGCAGUGGACAAUAGGGAAAAUAAUUAGUUUUUUUUUUUUUUCGAUGACUUCAAUUAUUGCUUAGUACUACAUAAUGUAGUAGUAGUUUGUCAAACUAAAUAAAAAAAAUAUAUAACCAAUAUACAUCAUGCUAAAGAGUCAGCGUCCCUCCCUGAAAAAAAAAAAAAAAACGUCAGCGUCAGCGCGCCACUGGAAUGGGUUUAUCCGGUUGUAUGGUAGAGCAGAACAGUGAUAAUAUCUCAAGACGGACAACUUGUAUAAGCUUACACAUUAACUGUUUUAGUAGCGAAAUGACAACUGAGUGAAAGAUUUUUUUCUUUUUCUUUUUCUUUUUGUACAUUCCUGAGUCGACUUCCACAAGUUAAUUUUGCAUAUAUUUCCA